Molecule: messenger RNA, 966 nt
Organism: Symbiodinium sp. CCMP2592
Lineage: Eukaryota; Dinophyceae; Suessiales; Symbiodiniaceae
Source: the annotation of a GenBank genome assembly
AUGGCUAUGGCGGCUAUGGCUAUGGCUAUGGGUGCGGCUAUGGCUAUGGCUAUCGGCUAUGGAUACGGCUAUGGCUAUGUCAAUGUCUAUCGUGUACGGUUCCUUGAGGAGUUCGGAGCCGGUGAUCUUGGUCCUGGGUACUACGUGGUCAAGCUUCGCCUGGAUGCCAGCUUAUGGCUCCUCAUCUCGCGCAUGAGCCACGAAGUAGAUGAUUUGUUUGCUGGCUGGGAAGAUGAUAUCAAUGAAGUGUUGGCUGAGGGCCCAGAGCAUCAGGUGGUCAUUGAUGCAGUGGCCGAUUCCUCAUCGGCGCAGCCGCGAAGAAAAAAAGGCCGGCCUGUCGGCUCCACUGGUAGCCGUAUGGUGAGGGAGCAGAUGCAGCGGCUACAAGCCGAAGAAGCCGAAACCGAGGACGGGGAACCAUCAGAACUGGUGCCACGAGCGGAAUCGAAUGCUGACAUUGUCAAACAUCUGCAACAGCACAGGGCCCUGAAGGAUGCUGUUCAGAAGAUGUUUGGCCCCUGGCAAUUUCUGCUGAAUGUGGGAAGCAGCUUUCAGAGAGUUGUAUCGCAGUCGCUGAAAGCGUCUUUGUCCCAGAUUGUUCAGGGCAGAGCUUUGACUUGCUCUGCCACCGCGUUGGCGAGGUUGGAGAACAGCGGAGAGGACUCGAGCAGGACAUCACUGCAGCGUCGCAUGGUUCAGUCCGGAGGAUUGGCCUUGGAAUGUUCUGCUUUGCUUUGCAGUGCUGCGCUUUCGUCUUUCAUCGAGGCCUGCAAGAAUCCUGUGUCGCAGGGUGUGGGUGUGCGCGGCUUGGAACUGAAGCCAUUAAUGUUUUGCUGGCGUGUACGCUACGACGAAACUCCAAGCAAAGUCCGAGUGGCAAAUUUGCACGACAGCUCGGCAGCCCCUCGGUUGCAGUUUUGCUAUUAUGAGUAUUAUGAUCGUCAUCGUUAUCGUUCUGAUUAUUGA